UGACGUACGUUUCACCGUUAGCUCCCAAUUUGUGUGUAUUGCAGUAGAUUUUCUGCUGCAAACCUGGAUCGCCGUAUUUUCUUUCAAGUUGUUUCUUAAAAUUUUCACCAUUCCGCCAAUAAAUAAAUCAGAAGUCCACCGGUGGGAAACUUCUCAUCAGGGAAGGCUCGCCUUCAUUUUCCAAGCAGUUUUUAUUCUGACGCACGAGUGCGAAGGUGGUCCACCUUGGGAUACCAGCUGACUAGACCUACGAAGCUGAUAGUUAGCCACAUUUGAAGCAUUUCCUGGAAUCUUCCACUAAACUUGUCAGUCUUCGAUACUUCUUCUGAGGAUUUUUUUUUCUGUCCAUAUAUAUAUAUAUCAAAUAUGAAGUCACCAGUAGGAAAUCCAACUGUCGAGCUCACUACCGACAAAACAGUUUUUGAUAUCAUUACAAGUACCAUCAAAACUUCCGAUCAGGAAGAGCCCUUUAUUGUGGCAGACCUCGCUGACAUUGUUUAUAAAUUCAAACUAUGGAAACUAAAAAUGCCUCGAGUUGAGCCUUUCUAUGCUGUUAAGUGUAACGAUGCUCCAACAGUACUCCAUCUUCUAGCUGCACUGGGAACUGGUUUUGAUUGUGCCAGCAAGAAUGAAAUUGAAAGCGUUCUGAGCAUUGGUGUGGAACCAGAACGUAUCAUCUAUGCAAAUCCAUGCAAAACCCGUGGAUUUAUCAGGCAUGCAGCCAAUGUGGGAGUAAAAAUGAUGACCUUUGAUAACGAAAUGGAAUUGCAUAAAGUCAAAGCUCUCCACCCUGAUGCUGAGCUUGUUAUCCGUAUCAGAGUGGAUGAUAGUAGUUCAAUCUGCCAACUGGGAGUAAAAUUUGGAUGCAACAUAAAAGAUGUUCCCCAUCUUCUUCAAGUUGCAAAAGAAUUAGAUCUGAAUGUUAUUGGUGUAAGUUUCCACGUUGGGAGCAACUGCCAAGAUUCUGGAGCUUACAGUUCUGCCAUUGCAUCUUGCAGACAUAUUUUUGAUAUUGCUGAAGAUAUUGGUCAUCAUAUGGACUUCUUGGACAUUGGUGGAGGCUUUCCUGGUUUUAAGGGGCCAUAUGUAUCUUUUGAAGAGAUAUGUAAUGUUGUUGCUGAAUCUUUGGAUGAGCAUUUCCCACCAGAAAGUGGUGUACGCAUCAUUGCAGAGCCAGGCCGAUACUUUGUUGCAUCAGCAUUUACUUUGUGCACAAACAUCAUUGCAAAGAGGGAGACCUUCUCUGAAGAUGGGGAACCAAUUUGUAUGUACUAUGUGAAUGAUGGCGUCUACGGAUCCUUUAACUGUUUAAUGUUCGAUCAUGCAGAAGUAGAACCCAUUCCACUUGUGGAUCCUAAAUAUCGUCCAAUGGUAAGAAGCAGCGUUUGGGGCCCAACCUGUGACAGUCUUGACUGCAUCAUGAAAACGUGCGACUUGCCAACUUUAAAUGUUAGUGAGUGGUUGAUGUUUGAAAAUAUGGGUGCUUAUACCAUCAGUGCUGCGUCUACUUUCAAUGGAUUUCAGAAGCCAGAAAUGAGGUGCAUCCUUCCAGUACAUGUAAUGAAAUAUUUACAAAGCCUUCCCACCUGGGCCAAUUUACUUGAAGCAUUUGGUGAUCAGGUGCUAGACUUUUCCAAUGCCAAUGUCAGCACCGACUGUGACAUCACAAAUGGAAAUACUGACAAUAUCCACCUGCUGCCACAUCAAGAAUCUGUUUCUGCUUGACAUGCAAACUUCUACAUCUCCUCUUCACUGCAUCUCUCCCUCAUGAACUCUAUUCUCAUUUGUUAAAUGUUCUAUUACACUUGUUUUUAACCUUACGUUUUCCGCAGUUUUAACCUUAAAAUUUUUUUAUUUGCCUUAUAUUUUUUUUCCUCCUUAUUUAUUUUCAAAGGCAAGAACAAAAUUGUUUAUUCUAAACCUUUUGUAUCUGGUUUAUGUGUUUGGGAAAAAAAAGUCUGGUGGCAGUACUAGUAUAUUUUAGCUUUACUUACUCUAUCUACAAUACAGUUGUAGAUCUUGUAGUAAUUUCAAUAUAUUACAUUCCAUAUUAUCUUUCUACUCUAUUUUUAACUACGGGAAUAAUGUUGGCGUUUUGAAAGUUUUGCAAAUAAGUGACUUUGGAAGUUUCCAGGAAAUGUUUUCUUUAAAUGUAAAGGCUAGCAUGAUCCUGCUUAUUAUUUUGAAAACUUGUACAUUGUUUAAAUAACACUAUGUAUGUAUUUAUAAAAUCUUUGUUCUAUACUCUUGACGUAUUUAAUAAAUCUGUAAAAAGCACAA
Argiope bruennichi is the source of this 2280-nucleotide messenger RNA. RefSeq names its product ornithine decarboxylase-like. Gene Ontology annotation, cellular component: cytoplasm. The record is from RefSeq and is a predicted model, not a curated record. Lineage: Eukaryota; Metazoa; Arthropoda; Arachnida; Araneae; Araneidae. Gene Ontology annotation, molecular function: ornithine decarboxylase activity. The coding region runs from base 367 to 1725 and encodes 452 amino acids. The transcript is spliced from 12 exons.